This is a messenger RNA of Telopea speciosissima, 1978 nucleotides long. RefSeq names its product pentatricopeptide repeat-containing protein At5g16420, mitochondrial. The transcript has a single exon. The record is from RefSeq and is a predicted model, not a curated record. NCBI's taxonomy places the organism in Eukaryota, Viridiplantae, Streptophyta, Magnoliopsida, Proteales, Proteaceae. Gene Ontology annotation, molecular function: protein binding. The coding region runs from base 1 to 1686 and encodes 561 amino acids.
AUGAAAACAUCUCUGUCAAUCCUACAGAGAGUCUCGACCAGUCGUUCCCUCUCAAGCUCCUUCUCCUCUUCCCACCACCUCACUACCACCACCACCACCACCACCGCCGACCCUUUCCUGUCUCACCCAUCUCAUAACCAUCUCUCCUCCGUACGCUCCAAAGAAGAUCUCCUAAAAUCCUACACAGUCACUCCCCCAAUCAAACCAUGGCCACUACGUCUCUACCCCAAACGCCUUGUCUCCAUGAUUCAUCGUCAGCAGAACCUCGACCUCGCCGUCCAGAUUUUCGACCAUGCCGGCAAGUUCCAUUCUGGGUUUUCCCAUAACUACGACACCUACAACGCCAUCAUCGAGAAGCUCGCCCGUGCUCGAGCUUUCCAACCCUUGGAAACCCUUCUUUCUGACCUCCAAUGUUCACACAUCACAUGUGGAGAGAACCUCUUCGUAACGGUGAUCCGUAAUUACGGUAUCGCCAGCCGCCCCAAGCAGGCCAUCCAAACCUUCCUCCGGAUCCCAGAGUUCGGUGUUGAUCGAUCCGUCAGAUCCUUCAAUACGCUCUUGAACGCUAUGAUUCAAAACAAACGAUACGACUUGGUGCAUCUCUUGUUUAAGAACUGUAGGAAGAAGUUCGGGAUCAUUCCUAAUGUCUUUACAAGUAAUAUUUUGGUCAAGGCUUUGUGUAAGAAGAAUGAUUUAGAUGGGGCACUUAAGAUUUUGGAUGAAAUGCCAGCGAUGGGGAUGGUUCCCAAUCUCGUCACCUACACAACGAUAUUAGGCGGUUAUUGUUUCCGUGGUGAUAUGACUGGAGCCAAGAAGGUUUUUUAUGAGAUCUUGGAUCGUGGAUGGAUUCCGGAUGCGACGACAUAUACGAUCUUGAUGGACGGAUUCUGUAAGCAAGGGAGGUUGAUCGAUGCUGUUAAGGUCAUGGACGAUAUGGAAGAGAAUGGAGUUGAUGCCAAUGAGGUUACUUAUGGAGUCAUGAUUGAGGCCUACUGUAAAGAAAGGAAAUCUGGUGAAGCUCUGAAUUUGCUCGAUGAUAUGCUUGAGAAAAAAUUCAUACCAAGCUCGGCGCUCUGUUGCAAGGUGAUUGAUGUUUUAUGUGAGGAGGGGAAAGUUGAAGAUGCUUGUAUUCUGUGGAAGAAGCUAUUGAGGAAAAAUUGCACUCCAGAUAAUGCUAUCUCGAGCACACUCAUUUACUGGCUGUGUAAGAAGGGUAAGAUCUCGGAAGCAAAGGAGCUGUUUGACGAGUUCGAAAAGGGAUCAAUUCCUAGUAUUUUGACAUAUAACACGCUAAUCUCAGGAAUGUGCGAGAGGGGGGAGUUGCAGGAGGCUGGAAGGUUAUGGGAUGACAUGGUGGGGAAGGGAUGUGUUCCGAAUGCAUUCACCUAUACCAUGUUGAUUAAGGGGUUCUGUAAAGUGGGUAAAGCAAAGGAAGGAGUCAGGGUUUUCGAGGAGAUGUUGGAGAAGGGAUGUAUGCCAAAUAAGUCAACAUACUCUAUCUUGGUUGAAGGGCUUAACCAGUCAGGAAUGCAAGAUGAUGUGACCAAGGUUCUUCUCAUGGCAAUUAAUUCUAAAGAGGCCUUCCUCGACACUGAUUCGUGGGAGGUAUUUGUGAGCAAGGUUGGCUGCAAUUUGAAUAGCUCAAGAGUAAUUCUAGAGAGGGUAUUAUCAACAAUUGCUGGUUGAUCGUAUUUCAGAAGUUAAGCAGGUAAUGAGAGCUAAAUUUUGGGCAUGCUAUUUCGGAGACACAUUCCCUUGGAACAAGUUAAAAAUAUAGCUUUUGGAUGAUCCCUCUGAAAAAAAAAACCACUCCACUGACUAUUCAAGGCUUAUGGCAGAGCUGCAUGUCAUUGUUCACUUUUAUAAUUUGUUGAACACCCUGGGACCUUCAGAGGCUAAUGAAUUAAAUCACCAGUUUAGCUUGUUGAGUCUGUGUAGCUAGCUUGGUGCUCAUGUGGGUAUAGUGAUUGCAGUAAAA